AUGGAGAGGCUGCCAGAACUCGAGCAGACUCAAAAGACUACACAUUCGGCUGUAACGAAGAUGAGCCAACGAGGCAACCCGCCUCAAAGCGAAUCCUCCGAGUCAGAGGAUUCGAGCAGCGAGAGUUCGGACUCAGAUGAUUCAAGUAGCGAUAGCUCAGACUCAGAAGAUUCAAGCAGCGAAAGCUCGGAAUCUGAAUCGGACGACCCCCAGCCGUCUACCUCUACGACGACGAAGCCCGAGCGGCCGAAUCGCAAUACAGGGAGCAGUAACAUACCUGUUAAAGCUUUGGACGGGAUGAAAGAAAAAUCGGAGAGUAAGAAAACGGACGAAAAAGAAACAGAGGGAGAAGGAACAGCUAGGAAUCAAGAGGAUGGAGCAGCGGCGAUCAAAAAAGCGACAGGGCGAAAGAGCAAGGAUGUAUCGGUAGGAAAAGCUACCAUAGUCGAGAAGGAAGUGGUAGUGGUAGAGACAGAGGUGGUGGAGAAGAAUCAAAGAGAGGAUAACGACGGCCAACAACAUGCUUCAGGCAACCACUCUUCAGAUAAGUCUUCCCGAGGCCGCAAACGGGCUAUGUCACUUUCGCCGUCAGAAUCCGAUUCAAACGAAAACACGAGACGUCGCAAAAAAACUCGUCAAGAGAAGCGGGCUCCAUCAAACAAAGGAGAGCUCGAAGCAAAGAAGAAGAUGUUGGCCGAGGGCCUCCGCAAGGCUUUAGAGAAAGAGCGUUUGAUGGAGCUAAACAUACACUCGCAACCCGCUUCAACUUCUCCACUUCCUCAACUUCCUCAGCCUCAACCGUUGCAAUCUCAAUCUCCCGAAGCUUCUGUGACAAUAAAGAUAGAAGAAACCGAAUCGCCAUCGGGUGCCUUGGUUCGGAGGAGAGAAGUAUCCCUCUCUGAGUUCUAUUCACAAUGCUUCGACAAUGUGCGGACUUUCUUUCGCAGACGUAAUUAUGGUCACCCCGAUGUUAUGGCCAGACUCGAGAAAUCCGGCUUCACUGAGUAUGAACUUCGCUCUAUGAAAGGUCUCGACCAGCGUACCCUCGUUACACGAUUCAGCCUUUUGCUCUCGGAUGGAUGUUUUAAAUCGGCUCAGCUCGAGAGUCUGUCUUUUGCUGUAUUUGCUGCCUCCCCGACCGAUUGGGAUGUACUGCACCCUGUUAUGGAAUUGGUCAUACCUACUACACCACCACCACCAUAG
Psilocybe cubensis is the source of this 1203-nucleotide messenger RNA. RefSeq lists its product as uncharacterized. NCBI's taxonomy places the organism in Eukaryota, Fungi, Basidiomycota, Agaricomycetes, Agaricales, Agrocybaceae. The record is from RefSeq and is a predicted model, not a curated record. The transcript is spliced from 4 exons. The coding region runs from base 1 to 1203 and encodes 400 amino acids.